AUGAAAGAUUGCCAAAUUUGGCAACAACCUUCAAAACACGUUACUUGUGAUUUUAAUACUAUUCCAUUUUUAAAAUAUGUAUCGAAAGAAGCGAUUUUCAAUGGAAAUUCUUCGAUUCCAUGCAAUAUUCUUCACGUGCUGCAUUUACAAGAAUUUCAUGAUAUAAAUGUUUCAGACAGAAUUGAUUUAUGUCGGUAA
This is a messenger RNA of Clunio marinus, 198 nucleotides long. The record is from the annotation of a GenBank genome assembly. NCBI's taxonomy places the organism in Eukaryota, Metazoa, Arthropoda, Insecta, Diptera, Chironomidae.